AUGAUCAAGACCAACAAGUUAGAUAAUUUACAAUCUAAAGCUCAUACCAAUUGUCAACCAAAUCGCCCACCUUCUGUAGAAUCGCAAAACCAACAUACUUAUGCUGAAAAUUCACAAAAUCAGAUUUCUCAAGUUCAUAAAUCACCGAAUCAUCGUGACAAUACUGGAUCUUUGCCUUUUACCGCUAAUAAGUAUCAAUAUAAAAUACCUCAAAUGAAUGAAAGAUCUACUAAUCCAAGGGUUCAAUCCAGCAUUGAUCCUUUACUUGAUCAACCUAAUAAUUAUGGCAAACGUUCUUCUAAUCAAAGAAUUGAACCUGGCAUCAAUCCUUUACUUGAUCCACCUAACGGUUAUGGCAAAUGUUCUUCUAAUCAUAGAAAUGAACCCAGUGUCGAUCCUUUGCUUGACCAACCUAACAUGUGGGAAAAACCACUUAAGAAGCAUAUUGAUAUCCUCGAUUACGAUGUUUUCAAAACCCAGCAUUCAGGAGUAAAAGCAUUAAUGACCUUUGUCGCUAGAAGCCUCAAGAUACACGUUGAGUAUUUGAUAGCAGAAGCUAAAGGAAAAAAUCCAGAUUACACUUCCACGGUCUUAAACCGUAUUAAAGAAUUAGAUUGUAUUACAAUUGAUAUUGCGUUUCCGGCUGCAAGUCAUUUUCAGUAUGCUAAUCAACUCGAACUUAAAGAAGAACGAGAAAGUAACUUUAAUUACGGCAAUCAACAACCUGAAUAUGAGCUUAGUAAUAAUAAUAGCUUAAACCAUAAUGGUCAACAAAUCGAACUUAAUAGUGCUCAGCCUGAUGAUGACCAACGCUCUUACCAUAGAAAUAAUAAUUACCAAGGCUAUAGUAAUCAACACACAAUUAAUGGCAGUUUGGAUAAUAUCGAUAAUCAAGAGUUUGAAGAUAACUUAGAUAAUAUCAAUAGUAUAGAGCUUGAUCGGGAAUUUGAAGAUGACUUGGAGAAUAAUGAUAAUAUAGAGCUUGAUCGGGAAUUCGAAGACGACUUGGAGAGUAAUGAUAAUAUAGAGCUUGAUCAGGAAUUAGAAGGCGGCUUGGAGUAUAAUGAUAAUAUAGAGCUUGAUUGGGAAGCCGAAGACAGCUUGGAGAAUAAUGAUAAUAUAGAGCUUGAUUGGGAAGUCGAAGACAGCUUAAGUUCUAGUGAAUUAAAUGGCAUAGAUAAUGAAAGUGAACUUAACGAUAAUAUAAGUUGUUAUAGUUCUGAUGAUGACGAAAUAACGCCCUAG
Racocetra fulgida is the source of this 1245-nucleotide messenger RNA. The record is from the annotation of a GenBank genome assembly. Lineage: Eukaryota; Fungi; Glomeromycota; Glomeromycetes; Diversisporales; Gigasporaceae.